Molecule: messenger RNA, 1611 nt
Organism: Talaromyces marneffei
Lineage: Eukaryota; Fungi; Ascomycota; Eurotiomycetes; Eurotiales; Trichocomaceae
Exons: 3
Coding region: 1-1611 (536 amino acids)
Biological process (GO): transmembrane transport
Molecular function (GO): transmembrane transporter activity
Source: RefSeq, a predicted model, not a curated record
AUGGAACACAAUCAAUCUACAUCUCAUAGCGAUGAAACUGAGCGCCUUAAUAAAGCUGACGCAGCUUUCCAGAGCGGAGAUGGGAAUCAAAAUGGGCCUACACCUGAAGUUCAAGGGGAUAUCACGAACGAACGAGACGUCGGCCUGGUCGAGAAAGGCCAAAAACCACUAGAAACAUCAACAAGGGAUGAUUCCCAGCAAGACCCCAAAUUGGUGACAUGGAAUGGUCCGGAUGACCCCGAAAACCCCAAGAACUGGCCCAGGGAAAAGAAAUGGAUCACCAUGUCACUUGUCUCGCUAUUCACCUUCAUCUCCCCUGUAUCUUCGACGAUGAUAGCGCCUGCCUUGACACACAUCUCAUCUGAUUUACACAUUACAGCCGAAUUUCUCUCUGAACUUACUUUGUCCAGUUUCAUUCUUGCUUAUGCCUUCGGUCCGCUUUUCCUCGGUCCUCUUUCCGAAAAUUACGGCAGAGUCAUUGUCUUGCAAGUCGGGUAUUUGUUCUAUCUUGCUUUCAAUAUUGGUUGCGGAUUCGCGCAGACUACGGGGCAAAUGAUUGCUUUUCGAUUUCUCUCCGGAAUAGGUGGUAGUGUUCCGCUUGCUAUUGGCGGAGGAGUCCUCGGAGACACCUUUCGCCCUGAAGAUCGCGGCACGGCGAGUGCUGUCUACAGUAUGGCACCGCUGCUCGGCCCAGCCCUCGGCCCGAUUUUUGGUGGCUUCAUCGCUGAGAAGACCACCUGGCGAUGGGUCUUCUAUGCAACCUCCAUCGCAAUUGUAGUCCUUCAAAUUGCAGGACUAUUUGUUCUCCGUGAAACAUACCCUCCGCAUAUCCUCAAGAAACGGGCAAAAAGGAUUCGUGAAGAGACGGGCGAUGCCUCAUAUCAGACCGCAGAGGAACGACAGAAUAAGACUCUAGCUCAAGGUCUACGAACAUCGCUCACACGGCCCUUCCGCCUCCUUUUCACACAGCCUAUCAUUCAAGUCCUCGCUUUGUACAUGGCAUAUGUAUAUGGGCUUCAGUAUCUCAUGCUAUCGACCUUCCCUACCCUGUGGACUGACCCAGAGUAUUACGGCGAGUCCAUAGGUAUUGGGGGAUUGAAUUAUAUAUCCCUCGGACUAGGAGCCUUACUGGGCUCCCUCGUCGCCGCUCGUCUAAAUGACCGCACGUACGCCAGUCUUAAAGCCCGUAAUAACGGUGUAGGACGACCUGAGUUCCGACUGCCGUUGCUCGCUAUCACCAGCAUCUGCUGUCCAAUUGGUCUCUUCAUCUAUGGCUGGACAGCCCAGACUCAUCAACCCUGGAUAGCCCCUAACAUCGGCGCUUGUAUCUUUGGUGUGGCGAAUAUGAUGAGCUUCCAGUGCAUGCAGACCUACACCGUGGACACAUAUACAAAAUUUGCAGCCAGCGCAAUGGCUUCCGUAUCUGUUUUACGGUCUAUAUGUGCGUUUGCAUUCCCUUUAUUCGCCCCGUACUUGUAUGAUACCCUUCAUUACGGAUGGGGCAAUAGCCUACUGGCAUUCAUUUCGAUAGCGAUAGGUUUCCCAGCACCCAUCAUCCUUUGGAUAUUUGGUGAGAGAUUGCGAAGGGCCAGUCCAUACGCCGCUGGUUAG